AAAGGAAAGGGACUUCAGAAAAUGUUCACUCCCCUUCCUCGGCAUUGGCGUCACAUUCGCAGCCGUCUCACUCCUCUCGCACAGCAUCCGCUUCUCCUGCCAAACCCUAGCACCUCCGUCCUCCGACCCCCUCAGCUCCGGCGAUGGCCUCCACCCCGCACCCUCCGCCGCUCAUCGGCAAGUCGGGAAACCUCACGGUGUUCUUCACGCCAUCGGCGGAGCACGAGAGCCCGGGGUCCGAGUUCUCUACGCCCCCGACGAGCCCUCGCGCCGAGGACUCCCCUGAAUCACCACCGGCGCAGACAGCCCCUCCGCCCGCGCCUGUUUACUCAGUAUCCACGCCGCAGCUUGUCAAGAUGGUCUCCCCGCCGCUUCCCGCCGAGAAGCUCUCCCGACCCUCGCUGGUCCAGGUACCGUCGCCGCCCGUCAAGUCGGUCUCAACGCCGCUGCAGGCACCAAAGGUCUCUUCCUGCUCCUUGCCACCGGUCCAGGUGCCGCCAUUGCAGUUCGGGAAGGCUUCGGCAGGAUCAGAUGGAUCGCUGCUUGCGUUCUUCUGGGACGCGGUUGCACGCAUGCAAGAAGCACACGCGAGCUUGGACGAGCACAUCUCGAGAUGGUUCGGGCUGGACCAGUCCAAGUACCAGUGGGCGCUCAACGACUAUUAUGAGAGGACCGGGCAGGUAAAACAUUCAAUUCCUGCAAGGUUGGCACGUCAUAGCUAUAUUUAUUAAGGUUGGAGAUCUGAUCUAAUGAACAGGGCUGGGACCUGGGAGGUUGGUAAUGGUUCAAUUUGUGAUGACAUCUAUGGCGAUUUAUCUGGCUAUUGCCUCAGACCUCCCCCCUUGGGCUCUCAAGGAAUUUUACAAGACAUGAUCUAAAAUCCCUUGGCUGUUUUUUGAGAAUGAUUUUGGCGAUUUUCACAGAAGCGGACUGAGAAGAAGCGUUUGGCACCCAGAAGUUGAUCUAACGGCAAGAGUCUAGCCACAAGCCGAAACAAACAGGCCUAUUGAUGUCUAGGAUCUUGUUUCGAGUGUGCAGUUGCAACCUGACUUAGCACUGCCUCUGAAUAGUACUAAUCCAAGUCUGCCUAUAGUUCUUUGGCUCAGUGCAAUUUGAACCUUGGAAACUCAUUUGGAAUACUUGGACGCCGAAGAAGUGUCAAUUUUUCCUCUGGCUUGCUUUUCCAUAAUAGAUGCUGGUUCCUUGUCUUCCGUCGCUAUGGGCUACCGGAGUUUUGGGUGUGUUGUACUCUUCUGAGUUCUUAAGACCGUGUUCAGCAGAACACUGUUUUACACUGUAGACUAUACUGUUCGCAGAGUGGAGUUUGAAAUAGGAGAUAGGAUGGGAGAUAGAAUGGUUAAGCUGCUGGAGAUAGUCUAAUGCAAUGAUACACAGCUGUUCUACAUAUUCAAGAAAAAACUAGUAAAUGGACUCAUGAUACCUCAGUAUUCACUCCCUUGAUUCGCCAAACCAAACAUUCCAUUAGAGUUGCAGUUGAUGCCAUUGUUGUUGUACAAGGAUUCGGCAAUGCUAAAAUGAUUCAAAUU
Molecule: messenger RNA, 1547 nt
Organism: Zea mays
Lineage: Eukaryota; Viridiplantae; Streptophyta; Magnoliopsida; Poales; Poaceae
Product: actin associated protein
Exons: 4
Coding region: 144-731 (195 amino acids)
Source: RefSeq, a predicted model, not a curated record